GAACCUGACCCCGUCAGCCCUGCAGAAGUACAAGCAGCUGAACAGGGGCAUGAAGAAGACCGAGCGCGAGCAGUGGGUGCGCAAGCUCUACAGUGAGGCAAAGGCGAAGCGCGAGAAGGCGCAGGUCGAGACGUCCACCGAGCGAGAGCGGGGCGCGAUGACGAACCUGGACUCGAUCAUUCGCGAG
Molecule: messenger RNA, 187 nt
Organism: Prorocentrum cordatum
Lineage: Eukaryota; Dinophyceae; Prorocentrales; Prorocentraceae
Source: the annotation of a GenBank genome assembly